GUGACCUCAUUACUCUUAGCAUGGCGGCUUAUGUCGGGGCUAUGCGCCCUUGUGUCUACAUUUUCGCUGCACUGGCGAUUUCUAAUGGCUUUAACUUGGACCCUAGAUUCUCCGUUAUUAAGAGAGGACCUGCCGGGAGUUACUUCGGAUUUUCUGUAGCCGAACAUCAAAUCGUCACCGACAGCUUGGAUGGCAAACCAGAGGAUUUACCCGUUGAGCAGAAUGUAUUGUUGAUAGGAGCACCCAAGGCUGAUUCUGACGUACUGAGUCAAUUGAAGAGAAGUGGCGCCAUCUACAGGUGUCCUGCAGGGAGCACACUGGAGGAUGACUGUGAACAGCUCAAGGACGCACCAUUCGAUUCCAUUCCGGACAAGGAAGAAAACAUGACGGACCAAUGGCUUGGUGUUGUUGUCCAGAGUCAGGGGAAGGGACGCAACGUGUUGACGUGCGCUCACCGCUACAUGCGCAGCAACUACGGGCUGGGGAUGUGCUACACGCUGCUGCAGUCCCUCGACUACCAGGAGAAGUGGCGGCCAUGUUUGGGACGUCCCGUGGAGCAACUACAUCGCCAGUUCGGCGUGUGUCAAGCUGGCGUCAGCGGCAUGUUGUUAAAGGAUGACGGUUUCAUAAUGGGAGCUCCAGGGUCGUUUGACUGGCGUGGCGUGAUGUUCAAGGGGAACAUGAGCGAGGUGCUGGGUGCGGACAAGUCCUUCUACUAUACCCCGGUGCCCACAGAGGGGGAUUCCCCUUCUCCGACAGAACCCAAACCCCCUGUGGACAAGUAUGCAUACCUGGGUUACUCGGUGACCAGCGGGGUGUAUGAUAAGUCGAACCAGAAAUACUACAUAGCAGGUGCCCCUCGCUCCGGACAGACAGGAGAGAUUGUCAUCUUCUCACAGAUCCCCGGCCGAAAUCUCCUGUACGCUGAAAACCAGAUCCUAAAGGGCCAGAGAGACUUCUCAUCAUUCGGGCAUGACCUACUUACGAUCAAUCUGAAUAAUGACAAAUAUGAUGAUCUUAUAGUCGGAGCUCCCUUCUACCAUGAUACCAAUGUAGGCGGCGCCAUCUAUAUCUAUCUUGGUGGAGGAACUGCACUGAACAAGUACACGGAUCCCAUCGUGAUCCUUAGCCGGCAGAUGAACGACCACGAGUGCCGAGAGCUGCAGUGUGAACACGCCAGGUUCGGCUUCAGUCUCAGCAAGGUCGGAGAUCUCAAUGGAGAUGGCUACCAAGACUUCGCUGUGGGUGCCCCGUACGAGGGGAAGGGCACUGUCUACAUCUUCCAUGGCUCCAAGAAAGGAGUCGUGGAGAAGUACGCUCAGAGAAUCCCAGCGGAAGACCUUCCCAGUCCCAACCUGUCAUCAUUCGGCCACUCUCUGUCGGGGGGGAUGGACCUGGAUGCCAACGGCUACCCGGACCUGCUGGUGGGGUCGUACGAGUCCAAUGAGGUGGCACUGAUCAGGGCGCGACCAAUCAUACAUCUGAUUUCUAACGUGACCCUGAAACCCGAGAUGAUCGACCUGUCGGAGCCCCCUUCCUGCCCGUUCGAGCCCGACGUUAAGAAACACUGUAUUCAGAUUAGCAUUUGCCUUAGUUUCAAGGCAGAGCCCCAGGAAAGUUUUACGAACCGACCAAGAAUUGUCUACAAGAUAGAAACUGAGAAAUCGCGAAGUAUCUCUCGUAUUUUACUGAAAAAUCCAUCCGAAGCUAAUGGCCGUAUAAAGGAAGCCACUCUCACCCUUCGCCAACAAACAAACCCAAAGCCAAAAUGCACCAAGGAGAUAGCUUUUCUGGAGGACUCAUUCCAGGACAAACUGAACCCACUGAUCUUCGACAUCUCGUACAAGUUGGAGGAACUGUCGUACACACGCCCGAGGCCAGGUGAACCCAUGCCCGACGUCAACGACUACCCCAUCCUCGCUACCGCAGGGGCCGAGAUGGAGACAACCAAGACAGCGCUCACUGCCAUGGUGGAGUUUGUCAAGGACUGCGAGGGAGAGUGUAACAGCAAUCUCCAGUUCGAAGCCACCCUUGACCUGCCAAAGGAUACUGCAGGGCGGUACGUGCUGAGCCAGGGCGAUCAGCCUGUUAUCACCAUGACGAUGACGAUCCGCAAUGUUGGUGAGGCUGCCUACCUGACAAGGGUGUACGUGAAGAAGCCAGAGACGCUCCACUACCAGGGCCGCGACACGCUGGACGCAACCAGCAAGGACACGGAAGUGAAGUGUGACACGGUGGAGGGCAAUGCGUCACUGAUCAAGUGUGGAGACAUCGGCAACCCGCUACCCAAGGACAACUUUGUCCGUUUCAUAGUGAAGCUGGACCCUUCCAAGCUGGAGCCGUCGCAGGAGGACCACCAGAUCAUCGUCUGGGCCAACACGUCCAGCUCCGAAAUAACUCCAGAAAAUGACUUGCAUCAGAUGAGUUUCCGUGUCAUCAUUAUUGCUGAGAUGACCGUCAAUGGUGUAUCGAGUCCUGAUGACCCCAUCAUCUUUAGUGGCAGUGUGCGUGGAGAGAGCGCCAUUAAGAUUGAAGAUGAGAUUGGACCACCUAUCAACCAUACAUUUGUGGUGACUAAUUUUGGACCAGGCACUGUGUCUCGAUCUGAGCUAACCAUCUACUGGCCUUACCAGACAGAGAAUGGGGAGCCCCAGGGCAAGCACCUGCUGUAUCUGAUGCAGGCACCACAGGUGAUGAACGGCCCUGCAGAAUGCAUCAUCACACCGGAGAUCAUCAACCCACUGGAGAUUAAGGUUAACCCAGAUUUUAACAUCCGCCAACCGGCACGGAAUUCCCGGACAGCGGCCAUCCCGGCCCCCGCUCUCAGCCCUGAUGCUGCCCCCAGUCGGAGACGUCGGGCGUCAACAGGGGAGUCGCGGACAAAGAGGAAUGACAAUCGACGAGAUGUCGUCUUGGACUGUCGGCGUAAAACUGCGAAAUGCCACAAGAUCAAGUGCAACAUCGGGGAGAUGGGGAGGAACAUGUACGUGCAGAUCAAGAUCCGGGCCCGGCUAUGGGAGAGCACUCUACUCCAGGACUAUAUGAACGUUGGGGAGGUGAAGAUCCGGUCCAAGGCAGAGCUGUACAUAGAUCCGGCACUCAACAUCGAGUCCAAGGAAACCACCAAUGAGAACUAUGCUACCACCAUAGCUAUCCCAGAUGUGAAGGAGCAGAAGACGGUUGGCCUGGAGUGGUGGAUCAUCGUGGUGGCUGUGUUAGCAGGAAUCAUCCUGUUAGCGGGACUCAUUCUGCUGCUGUGGAAGCUGGGGUUCUUCAAGAGGAAGAAGCCGGAGGACAUGGUGACCUACCAGGGAGAGGUGAAGAAACAGAAGGACAUGGACGAGGAAGAACAGUGAUUGACACAACGCCUGGACCAGGAAGACGAGCCGUGAUGAAGGAACAGACUAGGGAUGUAACGAUUCACUGAACAUUUCGUGUAUGGCGAUACUCGGUGGAAUGCUGUGAAUAUUGUAUCAGUUGAUCACCUAUUGCUACAAAACAACACAAGUCCAUAAGGGGGACAUGUUAGAUGGUAUGAAUAUCCAUCGUAAAAUAUCAGUUUCUGUUAACAUGAACAAGAGGUCUCAAGCAAGUCUUUAAUGAAUUGACUCAGAUCUACUGAAUGUAAAAUUAUUUGGGCUUCUAUUAGUUACCUUUAAUGAUGAAAAUGUUUCCUUAAACAGGUAAAUGUGGAGUUUUCUUGUAUGAACUCUCUCCAUCGAAGUGUUAGGGUGUGAAUGGUAUGGCUACAGAGUGUAUCGUUACAGUUCUAGUAAGUGUGUUACAGUAUUACCAGAACCACCAGCCCUCGUCACGGUGGAGUACAUACAGCUUCAGCUGUACUUGGCACUUGUUAUGAAACCUGGGUGCUCACCAACAAUUUCAUCGCAGUUGUUGGGAUUCCUUGAGUAUGGAUUUUUCCUUGGUCAUGAAUUUGGGCUUGGGGUUUCAAGGGGCUCAGUUUCCUUGGGCACAGAUGUGAGUUUAGGGUUUCAAGGGGCUCAGUUUCCUUGAGCACAGAUGUGCGUUUAGGGUUUCAAGGGGCUCAAUUUCCUUGGGCACAGAUGUGGAUCUAGGGUUUCAAGGGGCUCAGUUUCCUUGGGCACAGAUGUGGGUCUAGGGUUUCAAGGGGCUCAGUUUGCUUGGGCACAGAUGUGGGUCUAGGGUUUCAAGGGGCUCAGUUUCCUUGGGCACAGAUGUGAGUUUAGGGUUUCAAGGGGCUCAGUUUCCUUGGGCACAGAUGUGAGUUUAGGGUUUCAAGGGGCUCAGUUUCCUUGGGCACAGAUGUGGGUCUAGGGUUUCAAGGGGCUCAGUUUCCUUGGGCACGGAUGUGAGUCUAGGGUUUCAAGGGGCUCAGUUUCCUUGGGCACGGAUGUGAGUCUAGGGUUUCAAGGGGCUCAAUUUCCUUGGGCACGGAUGUGGGUCUAGGGUUUCAAGGGGCCAGUCAGUGACCCCAUGUAGUGCUUGACAUUGAGAUCUAUUGACGAGUAAUGUGUAUGGAUUCUGUGUGGGAUAUGAAAGUGCUUGAAAUGUCUUUUGGAAUGUGGACUUAUUUACUUGUUUAGUUUACCGGAGUAGCCUUGAUUCCUGAGCUGCAAGGCUUGGGUCAGCCAUGUUGGAAUGGAUCAGCCUCUCUUUGAAUGGAACAGCCUCUCUUUGAUAUCAACUGUACAUGGACCAUUAUUGUUUGUUGACAAUAAAAUUAGAAGAUGCAUUUUGAUAUAGUGAUAAGGCAUUUUUACACAUCUGAUGUGGGGGGUUUUACCCUACUUUUUGCAGCAAGAUUUGACCCCAGUACAAAAGAAGAAGUUACUUACAUCAAGUCAGAAAAAUAAUUUUUUAAGAACACCAAAACAUCCCCAAGCAAUUUAAAUGUUCCACCGAGAGACAAUAUUUGUGAUUAAUGAAGUUUUGAAUCAGAUCAGUUGGAUCAAAUUGGUUUCCUAGAGAAACUACAUUCUUGAAUACUAACUAUGUACAUGCAAUUUGUUCACUCUUCAUGACUGUGCCUUUGUGUAGUCUUUCAAUAUCUGUAUGGUUCCUGUAGGUUAACCAGUAGAGCAGUAUUUAUGCAUUUAACUGUGUAAGAAUUAGCACACAUUGCUCUGAAGAAUGCAAAGAUCAGUUCCUAGUAAAUGAUUCUAUGUAUAUUCUGCUUAAAAGCAUUUGUGCUGCUUGAAUGCAUAUUUUUUGUAAGUGAUUAUAAAUAUGCCAUAUUUGACAUAUUAAGCUACAAGCUAUGUAAAAUGUUGCCAAGGCUUCUUAAGAAAUGAGACAGUAUUGGUUUAAUGGUAGCUCUCUUGGUUGUCCAAUGGCGCCAUUCAUAAUGAGGGUCUGUGACUAAGAGACUCCGGGGGGAGGGGGUACAGUGUGUAUCUGAAAUCUGUUCUUUGGUCAAAGGAGUUCCAUGCCAAACUUGUCCAAAGUAGGGCAGUAAUAAAGUAAUUAAUUUUGUUUUAAAAAACGUUGGAGCCUUUUAUUUUAUCAGGGCACUUAAUGUAUUCAAUAGAGUGCUGUCAUCUUCAGCGUUAGCUUAUAGCUCAAGCAGGGUACUAGGGAUUUGGAAAACCUUUAUGCUGUGUCAUGUAAUGAGGAAUAUCAAUGUUGGUGAUUAAGGGAACAAGAAUAAUCAAAUAUAUGCUCAGCAACUUUAUAAAAAUGUUUAAUAACUAUGUUUUAACGACUUUGGAUUUUGUGGGGAUAUUUUACGUCUUGUUGAUUUUUUGCCGAAACAGUUCAGAGAAUUGUAUGGGUUGAUGGAUAAUGAUAAUGUAUUGAUCUGUGAAGUUGAACAGGAGGAAGGGACUGACCACCUCAUCCCAUGUUGAGGGUUAGUUUAUAGAACUAGGGGCUUGGUACAGCAGUUUGUACUAUGAUAUUAUUUUGAAUGAUGCAUAUAUGCUUAUGGUGUGCAUUGAAGUGUUUUAUAAUACCGGAUGUAGAUAUUUGUUACUUUUUAUAUUUAUGAGCGUACUUGUAUUACAUGGUGAUGUUAGUGUGGAAUGAUGCGUGAACAUGUCAGCCAGUGUGUCACACUUCAGUUGAAAACUUUAGAAUAUAUUUCAAUUUGUAAAUACUGUUUUCGUUUAAUGUUUAUGUAUUAAUCAUUUGGAGUUCAAAAGUUCAAAGUUCAAAAAAAGAUUCAAGGAAAUGAUUUAGUGGAAUUUAGUAUGUUUAGAUGUUAAAUGAUACAUGGUGAUAAGAAUGUAAGAUGAGAAUGUGAAAUGUGGCAAAAUGUGGCAAAAUGUAUCCUGCUUACAAUGGGUAAUCUGGUUGGAAGUCUGACAGGUUGACAUGCAGUGUGGCUUGGACGCAGCAGUUCAAGCAGAACCUGUUGCUGUGGCCAAAAUUACAUAUUGAGAUGAUUUGCAAUAAUCAGUGAUGUACCGUAAAUGUGGGCUGAAGUUAGCAAUAUGGCAUCUUUCACCCUGGGCAUUAUUUCUGUUGCUGUCUUGCUGUACAUAGCCUUGCAAUCUUGCUUGUUCAUUUAAAGGAGGACUUGUCGUGGCAGCUACCAUGGGGUGUCUGUCUACUGGAACAUUAUGAGGGUGGUCUGGUGGUUAAAACGAGUCUUGGCUUUCCCCCUAUGAUGUAAGUGGCACAAACUCCUAGGGGCACGGGUGGCCAAGUUGUCUAAGGCGCCACGAUUCGCUGUGCAGAGUUGCGUCCCUUGGGCACGCCAGAAACCUAUGAUUGUGGGUUUCAAUUCCGGUUUGCCACGAUUAUGUUUCUAGGUUUGUCAGCACCAUACCCGUGCUCGUGGGUUUCACCGAAGUGGUAAACAUCUGAGACCUGCAUCACUUCGGGUUUUCCUUCCACAUUAAGCUGACAUGCCGUGAUAAAACUGCAAACUGUUAAAAGGGGCGUUAAACCCGUCACUCACUCACUCAAUCAUAAACACCCUACUCUCCCACUCAGGGAAACAAGAAAGCAGUCUGCAGGUUGUGUUUAUACCACAGUUGAAUUCAACAUUGUCUUGUUAACGAACACCUUACCUCUGAUUCAUAUCAUAUUCAUUAAUAAGUUGAAUUUUCUAAUGCUGACUGCACUAGCUAUCACAGGUCCUCCUUUAAAUGUAUUUUAAAGCCUGUAUGUUGAUGUAAGUUAAUGGUGACUGACCCUACCAUGCACUGAACAAGUCCUUCUUUCAAUCUCUGCCAUCUUAUCUGAGUGUUUAGCUGACAGAACAAAUGUAUAUAAGACUUCAUGGUGUCCUCCCAUCAUUCCUUUGUAACCAUGGUAACCAGACAUAGAUGUGUUGGCGUUGUAGUUGGAAAUCUUUCACAUCAUUGCUCAUAGAUGCAUUGCAGGACUCGGUACCAGAUUAACCCAGGCCUCGAGCAUUCAUAAAACUUAAUUAUCUUUUCAAUUUUUCUUUAUUUGAUCAUCCAAACCAUGAACAACUCCCAGGUCAGGCAAUGCACUUGUUCACCCUGUUUGACGUAUUUAGCACCAUGAUGAGCAAAUACCCAUAGAGUAUUCUCCCUUCUCACAAGAACUUAUCCCCUCCAAGUGACAAAAACAGUCUUUCUGACAUUACUUAAAGGAUUCGGUGGAAGAUUAUGAUUAUUUUACCAAAUUCUGGAGUGGAAUUUCAAAAAUGACACAUUUUUCUUUAUGUUGAUAUUUCCUACUUGAAACUGAUGUUAUUUCUGUUGCUUUUGCAUUGUGGCUCUUUAGCAGUAGCCCAGGUGCUAAAUACGACAACUACAGUAAUUGUGUCUGAGCCUGACUGUCAGAAGACUAUUCCAGAAAGGCUGACGUCAUCCCUUAAGAUUCUACGAACUAGAUCACAGGUUGAAUUUCUUGGAUGUAUCAUGUACUGUUAUGUCACCAAAUGUUCCCAGCCACUGCAAGUUCAGAUUGACAUGGAAAGGAGUGAUGAAUUUAUGUGAAAGUGAAUGGAUUGAAAAUAAUGAUUUAUUAUGAAGCAAUACAUCAGCCAUGACCAUCCAUGGAUUUCUUUUGGGGUGGUUGAGAGUAGGUACCACAGAAGUGUACCGUGGUACAUCCCACAGAAGUGUACCGUGGCACUUCCCACAUCUUGUACCUUUGAGGUUAUUGAAAGCUGUACUUGCAGCAACCUGUGAACCUGGGUAGGACUCCAUGUUUUAACGGGUCUGAACUCGGCAGAAUCAAUGGUUGGCAGUGAGGUAGCCUAAUGGGUAUGGUCUUGGCUCGUCACACUCUAGACCUGGUUCCAUUCCCCCACAUGGGUGCUGUUUGUGAUGCCCAGGUUUGGUGUCAUUGCUGUGGUAGUACUGGAAGAUUGUUAAUAUUUGGGUAAAAUCUCACUCACUUGCCCAUUGGUGUGAAGGUUUGCCAUGUUGAUUGUCUUGGUUUGAAUCCCAACAUGGUGUAAAUAUUAGCUAAAAACAGUUCCCCCACCUGUCACAGGAUAUAUCAAGGUACAUGAUGGUAUCGUGCCACACCUCGAGUACUAUGCCAUACCUUGGGUACCUAAUGGUACAUGACAGUAUCGUGCCACACCUGGGUACUGUGCCACACCUCGAGUACUAUGCCAUAUCUUGGGUACUUGGUGGUACAUGACAGUAUCGUGCCACACCUGGGUACUGUGCCACACCUCGAGUACUAUGCCAUACCUCGGGUACUUGACGGUACAUGACAGUAUCGUCCCACACCUGGGUACUUGACGGUACAUGACAGUGGUACCUGCAUCAACAGUUACAUCUCAGAAGUGACAGCAUCAUCAGGUAUACAUGUCACUACCUCCACAACAUCAUUUGUAGGAUUUGGACAUAGAGAUGUUUUUACCAUGUAGCACCUGUUGUGAUGUAGACAUCUUGUGCUCUUUGCAUGCUCAUGUUAACAUGAUAUACCUGUAAUUGUCAUAUACUUACCUGUCGCCUCUAUCUAAAUCUAUAUAUACCUAUUACAUGUACCAGUGUUUAGGCUGGACAUUGCAUGUGUUUUUCAUAGUCUUUUCAGUGUCAUCAAAAUCAGUAAAAAUUCAUUCUUAAUGAAAAUAAUAAUUGCAUGCUUUUUUUGAUAAGUGUGAUAUUAUAAAUGAUUUUACACCAACAGAACAUUAUAAUGAGCCAUAAAAACAUCACUGCAGCUAUAAUUAGUAGCAAGACAAGUAGUAUGUAGUAGCGUGUGUGUAUGAGACAUAUUCCAUGAUUCUGUGUUAUACCGCACCUGCACUGUAAAUAUCUCCCACUGUGUGUAGAUCUGAGUGUCCCAUCCAUUCCUCAACGUGCUAGACGGAGGUGCUAGACGUAGGUGCGCGUGGCGUCCAUGGAGCUGAUUCCUUGCAUUCCUGUUGUUUAUUUAUUAUGAGUUUCCCAAUGUAGAGGACCCCUUGUAACAUGUGGGCAGAGCAGGAUGAGGGAGCCAGAAUUGUCCAUUUUGUUGAAUUUUAAGAUAAAAAUUUGCCUUCCUGUUGAUAUGAUACCAGAAAGCAAUGUUUCUUCAUGAACUUGUAUCUUUUCUAGGAGAUCCUACAGUUACAAUAUUUAUUGUGAUAGCCCUAUAGUUCAUGUGUUUGAUCACAACAAGGGUCUGGUUUUAUUUCCAAUGAAAAACUUAACUUAACUCAUUGAUUCGUGUGAAGCAGUGAAAGUCAUCUCCCCAUCCUGAUGCCCAUUUGUGCAGGGUCACCUCAUUAUAGUGCGGGUGUUUGGGGUGCUGUAUAUAGAGGAUUCAGACAGAGGCGGGAGAGGUAGGGAGCAGCUGUGGCCUCUGUUCCCUGGCUUUAAUACACUGCAGGAGCAGUAGCAGUCUUGUAGACACGAUGUCCUCGUGUAAUACUUACAGCGGCCCUAUUGAAUGGAGCAGUAGCAGUCUUGUAGACACGAUGUCCUCGUGUAAUACUUACAGCAGCCCUAUUGAAGGGGAGCAGUAGCAGUCUUGUAGACACGAUGUCCUCAUGUAAUACUUACAGCAGCCCUAUUGAAGGGGAGCAGUAGCAGUCUUGUAGACACGAUGUCCUUGUGUAAUACUUACAGCAGCCCUAUUGAAGGGGAGCAGUAACAGUCUUGUAGACACGAUGUCCUCAUGUAAUACUUACAGCAGCCCUAUAGAAGGGAGCUGUGGCAUUGGAUUUAGCUCUUCUGGUGGAUGCGAUGUCCUCUUGUAAUACUUACUUCAGCUCUGUAGGAAGGGAGCUUUGGCAUUGGAUUUAGCUCUUCUGGUGGAUGCGAUGUCCUCUUGUAAAACUUACUUCAGCUCUGUAGGAAGGGAGCUUUGGCAUUGGAUUUAGCUCUUCUGGUGGACACGAUGUCCUCUUGUAAUACUCCUUCAGCUCUGUAGGAAGGGAGCUUUGGCAUUGGAUUUAGCUCUUCUGGUGGACGCGAUGUCCUCUUGUAAUACCAACAGCAGCCCUAAGAAGAGGAUCAGUAGUAUUAAAUGUAGCCCUUCUGGUCAAGGUGGACAUGAUGUCCUGUUGUCAAUCUUCCGUGCAUUUUCUACAGUGCAUCAAGUCUGGCCAUGUUACUGAACCGCAGAAUGUAGUCCUUCCACAGUUACAGAAGGAUUUGACCUGUGAUGUUGACAUUCUCCUGUUAGUCAGGUUUGGCUUGUUCGGACUUGAUUGUUUACAGACGCCAUGAUGUAGCUGGAGUAUUGCUGACUCAGCGCAACACAUUCAUUCAUUUAUUCUGGCAUAUUUGAAACAAUUCAUUUACUAUUGUGAUCUCACUCAAUGACAUACAGUUCAACCCUGCUCAAGAUGCUGUUGUGGCGUUUUCAUCCCGUGGGUUGCAGAUCACGGAGUUCUUGUGGGCUGUGUAGGAGCUCCUUUGGUUUAGGAGUCUUGGUGCUUGUGUGCUGCAGUAACCAUGACAAGCCCAAAAGUGCAGGUCUCGGUCCAACUAUAGUCUGCAGAUCUGAAUUUUGGGGCCUUUUCAUGAGCACAACGACGACGAUGGUGCUUCCAGAGGCCUCAGCUGCAUCUCUCCUGCCAAUGUCUUGACCUUGACCUUGACCUUAUUUGUAUUUUGUAUUCUUGUGCUGCCUUUCACGAGUGGCUCGCUUGAGAUAUGCUCUCCACAUGUACAGCUUAGCAUAGUAUCCGUGUCUAGUUAGCUUGUAGUGACCUUGACCUCAGACUGCUCAGUUCAACAGUUUCAGAAAUUCUCGCACCAAAAUGUACCAAGGCAUUUACCAACUUACUGCAUUGCCAGUGAUAGGGGCCUUUCUUUUAGCCUUACCAGCCCUUAAUGAGCAUACAGAAAUCCUGUCAUGGGCAGUUUGAGGUCAAGGUUUUAGUUCAGUGUGUUUCUGAGCCCGGCUGAUAGUUUUGCAAACUUUGCACAUCAUUCUUAAUCGUGGUAUGAAACCUGUACAUAUGUAUCCUUUGUAGACAUCAUCUAUUUGUGAAUUUCAGAAGUGAGAAUGAUGGGAACAUGAAACGACUAAGGAUCCAACCAUUUUAUAUUUAGGGGGGUGGUGGGUGUGUGGACAUUUUGAUUACGAGACAGAAAGAAGAGCCAAAACAUUUUUACACCUUUUUUUUCAGAAAUGAAGUAUGUUCAGAAAACUUCUUUUUUUUUAAACUUAGCCAAAUUAUUUUUUGCCAGUAUUCCUUGUGACUAAUCAUUUUUUUAGAAACUACACCGCCCCCCCUCCAGAGUAUACAGUAGUUGGUUCCAGAGUGGAGAACAGAGUUACAGUUGGAGUUACUCCAUUAACUGGUCCUCAUGUCAGAUAAUCAAAAUAAUUACUUUUGUCAUUUUACUGAUUAUGUAUUCGUAUUAAUUCGUAGUGUCAUGUGUAAUCUAGAGCCUUGUAACGUUUGAAGAUGUCGAAUCAAGAAGGAGAAUGUGGACCUGUGACUGAUCUCCUCUGUAUCAGACUGAGUCAGUAUAACCCCAGCACACCUGGGGGAUCUCCCAGCCACACUUAGCACUGACUCAGCAGUUAACUGUUAACUUGGUGAUUGUGCUUGUGGAAUGUUCAAAUCUUGUCCUUAUCGAAUAUCGUUCUAAGCCUUUUGCAAAACAUCCUUUAUAGAUACUCUUUCGAAAUAUAACUUGUAUAUUUUGUUUUUAACAAUUCUCUAAAUUAACUUCUCAAAUUUUAUCUCAUCUCUAUAUGGUCUUUAUGAUGUUAAAUUUUUACUCUCCCCCUAAAACCCUGAAUUUUAUUAUUGAAAAAGAAGUAUGUGUUUUGGUUUUAGAAUGGUCACAGCUUGUCCUUGAGCUCAUUCACGAACCCGUCAGUUUGUGUACAUGGUUGUGAGAUGUAUUUUGUUUUACUUAGAGUUGUGUCCCUUUGCUAGUGUGUACAUUUUUUUCUGGCCGUGCGGCCGCUUGCCUCGUCUGUAUAGCUCUACAACUAACUGUGUGACACAAACAAAUUAUCGACCAAGUCUUUGACAGGUGACAUCUGCUCCACUGAUGUUGUCCACACUGUUACAAACUGGGGGUCUGUUGAAAUCGCAGCUUCCUUUAUUUCAGCCAGACCAAUUUUGGGUGAAAUCGAUCAAUAUGUUAGCGUUGUCAGGAUAUUUUUUUUUUUAAACUCAUCAUGUUUCAUUAUUUAUUUAUUUCAAAAUCAGGGAAAAAUCAGUUUAGGGGAGCUGGGCACCGUUCCACAAAGUGAUCUUAGCGCUAUGACUAUCGUAAGUCAGUGUUAAAGUAUUGGAGUUCGAUCACCUUAUGGCGAUGAUGGCUUUGUGGAACGGGGCCCUGGUCUAUUAAUGAACUGAUCUGAUCUUGUUAAUAUAAAAACAGCAAGUCCUGACAGUGGAGACUUUAUUGGUAGUAGUGUACAAACUGACCCUACAAAUGAUGGAGUUUUCUUCAAGUAACAUAUCUGGGCCAGUCACAAAAAGAACAAAAUCAGUUCAUGGCAGUUAGUGACUAGAAUUAGGAAGUCAUCUAUUUGAAUUGUUUUUAGAUUAUCCGUUUCACAUAUUGUACUUUAUCCACCAGUGGAAGUGUAUACUAUAGUUGAGAGUUACAGUAUUUCAUUCUGGUGUCAGCUGUGUUGUAGACCACUCCCAUAUCUCUACUAACAAGUGUGUAGAAUGCGUUACGCUGAGGAUGUUAAUCAACAUAUUCCUCUUCCAGAAAUGUUUUUUCAUAGUUACUAUUUAUAGAUCUGUGGAUAUCCGUCGAUUGUCAGAAGCAUUCCAUCAACAUAACACGAGAUAACUAAUGUAUCAUCCUCAUUAAUCAAGACUAUUUAUCUCGAGGCCAAACCAAAAUACUGUACACAGACCAAUCAAAUUGAAAGGUGACCAACCGGUCAAGUUCUCGGCUAUUGAUUGGCUGCUUAGUUUGGAGAUGAAUGUUUUUUUAUUAUAUGAGGAUGUUGGUAUUUUAUCAUGUGUAAUAUUUGUAUGAAUAUACUUAUAGGUUUUUAGUUUCUUGCGUUGACUGUUUCAUGUGUUUCUUCAAGUCCGAGGUUUGCUGGCGUGAACAUUUCCUUGAUGUAAGUUGUCUGUAGGAGGACCCUAUGAGUACACCACUGUAGCAAUACAACGUCAAUUUGAAUAUCUUAUUAUUUCUUGCAAGUAUAUGUAUCAUAGAAAGCUCUCAUACAUGUUUAUGAACUUAAUUCUAUCUUUUAAAAUUAGAUUGAUGACGAUCCUGACAGGGCGUCCUUGUUUCUGUAUGCUUACGUACUUGCUGGCAUUUAUGAACCAUGUAUGCAUUUGUCAAUAAAUCUUAUUUUUAUACAAACUUGGUUCUGUGUUGAAUCUUUUCUACCUGUGCUAGAGCUGUGAGAUGUCCUGGGUUGAAUCUGUUCUACCUGCCAGGGCUGUGAGAUGUCCUGGGUUGAAUCUGUUCUACCUAUGCUAGGGCUGAGAUGUCCUGGGUUGAAUCUGUUCUACCUGCGCUAGGGCUGUGAGAUGUCCUGUGUUGAAUCUGUUCUACCUGUGCUAGGGCUGUGAGAUGUCCUGGGUUGAAUCUGUUCUACCUGUGCUAGGGCUGUGAGAUGUCCUGGGUUGAAUCUGUUCUACCUGUGCUAGGGCUGUGAGAUGUCCUGGGUUGAAUCUGUUCUACCUGCCAGGGCUGUGAGAUGUCCUGGGUUGAAUCUGUUCUACCUGUGCUAGGGCUGUAUAUAAACAUGGGAGUAUAUCUGUGGAGCCUAUAUUUGGAGCUGUGGCUCAUGGACUAUUUUGGGAGUAUAUCUGUGGAGCCUAUAUUUGGAGCUAUGGCUAAUGGAUUAUUUUUGGAGUAUAUCUGUGGAGCCUAUAUUUGGAACUGUGGCUAAUGGAUUAUUUUUGGAGUAUAUCUGUGGAGCCUAUAUGUGGAGCUGUGGCAGAGGCAGUGAAUGCCCGGUCCGGAGCGACUCCUGGCACAGCUCCACUAUCUGGCAGAUGGUGAUGACACUCUCGGCUGUCAUGUCACACUCGCUCUCACCUGCAACACACAGACUUGGGUCAGACAAAAAUAGUUUCUGUCGGGACAAAAGAUGAGAAUACACAAAGUGACUUUGAAUGCAGGUACUUUGUUUCUUACAGGGGAAAAAAGUAACUGCGCUGCAUAAAAAGUUGAGUAAAGUUGCAGCAGGAUAACGCUUCUCACACGUUGUACAUGUAACAGACUUUCUAAGGCAGCAUACCAUUGCUGUACUCCCUUGAAGUAUCUUGGAUGAGGCAGAACGAUGACCAGAACCAGCCGUUCAUGCUUGCUGAGUUGGGCUAAUCUAUGGUUGACAUUUGGAACAACAUCUCCCAGGUUGUUUCCAAUCAUCAGUGUCUUCAAUGCGCCGCCGCUGCCUGGCUUGUAUCAGCGCAAAUGGUGGUCACACCAGACACUGAUAUUGUUAAUUGAGUUGUUACACAUCCCUCCUUUGGAGCGUGUCGCUCUAUCUCCUGUUACCAGGUAUGAGUUUGUGAAAAUGAAUUUAUGCUGGAAGGCUAGACGAAACCGACAGCUUUACAGUGGAAACCGUUCCAUAGCUAAAUUAGUCAAACCAACAUCACGAUAGGUUGAAAUUGUAUAUAUUAGAUCUGUGUCAUUGCAUUGAUAAUAAAUUAUAUGUAUAUAAGUUAUGAAAGAGGCACUUGAGUUUAUUCUUUUAUUCACACAUGAACAUUCAACAAUAGAUAUGAGGUGGGCGUGGCCAAAUGCAAAUGUCCACUUGGCAAAAAAUAUUUCCGGAUCCCUAGACAGAUGAAUGACCAAAUAUAAUGUUGUUAGUUUCAAUAGCAUAACAUUUACACCACUUUAUAUGAAUUAUAUGUAUAUAAAUUAUAUGUAUAUAUGUUAUGAAAGAGGCACUUGAGUUUAUUCUUUUAUUCACACAUGAACAUUCAACAAUAGAUAUGAGGUGGGCGUGGCCAAAUGCAAAUGUCCACUUGGCAAAAAAAUAUUUCCGGAUCCCUAGACAGAUGAAUGACCAAAUAUAAUGUUGUUAGUUUCAAUAGCAUAACAUUUACACCACUUUAUAUGAAGCACAGUUACUUUUUCCAUGGGUAUAUUAUGAUCUGAGCUGCUGUAUGUAGUGAGGUGGGAUGUGUUGGGCAACGAUGAAAUACUAGUAAUAAAAGUAUAUAAGGAAUUAUAUUUACACAACCCCUCUCCGACCCCUCUCCAGAGUAUACAGUAGUUGGUUCCAGAGUGGAGAACAGAGUUACAGUUGGAGUUACUCCAUUAACUGGUCCUCAUGUCAGAUAAUCAAAAUAAUUACUUUUGUCAUUUUACUGAUUAUGUAUUCGUAUUAAUUCGUAGUGUCAUGUGUAAUCUAGAGCCUUGUAACGUUUGAAGAUGUCAAAUCAAGAAGGAGAAUGUGGACCUGUGACUGAUCUCCUCUGUAUCAGACUGAGUCAGUAUAACCCCAGCACACCCGGGGGAUCUCCCAGCCACACUGAGCACUGACUCAGCAGUUAACUGUUAACUUGGUGAUUGUGCUUGUGGAAUGUUCCGUUUCAAAUCCUGUCCAUAUCGAAUAUCGUUCUAAACCUUUUGCAAAACAUCCUUUAUAGAUACUCUUUCAAAAUAUAACUUGUAUAUUUUGUUUUUAACAAUUCUCUAAAUUAACUUCUCAAAUUUUAUCCCAUCUCUAUAUGGUCUUUAUGAUGUUAAAUUUUUACUCUCCCCCUAAAACCCUGAAUUUUAUUGUUGAAAAAGAAGUAUGUGUUUUGGUUUUAGAAUGGUCACAGCUUGUCCUUGAGCUCAUUCACGAACCCGUCAGUUUGUGUACAUGGUUGUGAGAUGUAUUUUGUUUUACUUAGAGUUGUGUCCCUUUGCUAGUGUGUACAUUUUUUUCUGGCCGUGCGGCCGCUUGCCUCGUCUGUAUAGCUCUACAACUAACUGUGUGACACAAACAAAUUAUCGACCAAGUCUUUGACAGGUGACAUCUGCUCCACUGAUGUUGUCCUCACUGUUACAAACUGGGGGUCUGUUGAAAUCGCAGCUUCCUUUAUUUCAGCCAGACCAAUUUUGGGUGAAAUCGAUCAAUAUGUUAGCGUUGUCAGGAUAUUUUUUUUUUUAAACUCAUCAUGUUUCAUUAUUUAUUUAUUUAUUUCAAAAUCAGGGAAAAAUCAGUUUAGGGGAGCUGGGCACCGUUCCACAAAGUGAUCUUAGCGCUAUGACUAUCGUAAGUCAGUGUUAAAGUAUUGGAGUUCGAUCACCUUAUGGCGAUGAUGGCUUUGUGGAACGGGGCCCUGGUCUAUUAAUGAACUGAUCUGAUCUUGUUAAUAUAAAAACAGCAAGUCCUGACAGUGGAGACUUUAUUGGUAGUAUUGUACAAACUGACCCUACAAAUGAUGGAGUUUUCUUCAAGUAACAUAUCUGGGCCAGUCACAAAAAGAACAAAAUCAGUUCAUGGCAGUUAGUGACUAGAAUUAGGAAGUCAUCUAUUUGAAUUGUUUUUAGAUUAUCCGUUUCACAUAUUGUACUUUAUCCACCAGUGGAAGUGUAUACUAUAGUUGAGACUUACAGUAUUUCAUUCUGGUGUCAGCUGUGUUGUAGACCACUCCCAUAUCUCUACUAACAAGUGUGUAGAAUGCGUUACGCUGAGGAUGUUAAUCAACAUAUUCCUCUUCCAGAAAUGUUUUUUCAUAGUUACUAUUUAUAGAUCUGUGGAUAUCCGUCGAUUGUCAGAAGCAUUCCAUCAACAUAACACGAGAUAACUAAUGUAUCAUCCUCGUUAAUCAAGACUAUUUAUCUCGAGGCCAAACCAAAAUACUGUACACAGACCAAUCAAAUUGAAAGGUGACCAACCGGUCAAGUUCUCGGCUAUUGAUUGGCUGCUUAGUUUGGAGAUGAAUGUUUUUUUAUUAUAUGAGGAUGUUGGUAUUUUAUCAUGUGUAAUAUUUGUAUGAAUAUACUUAUAGGUUUUUAGUUUCUUGCGUUGACUGUUUCAUGUGUUUCUUCAAGUCCGAGGUUUGCUGGCGUGAACAUUUCCUUGAUGUAAGUUGUCUGUAGGAGGACCCUAUGAGUACACCACUGUAGCAAUACAACGUCAAUUUGAAUAUCUUAUUAUUUCUUGCAAGUAUAUGUAUCAUAGAAAGCUCUCAUACAUGUUUAUGAACUUAAUUCUAUCUUUUAAAAUUAGAUUGAUGACGAUCCUGACAGGGCGUCCUUGUUUCUGUAUGCUUACGUACUUGCUGGCAUUUAUGAACCAUGUAUGCAUUUGUCAAUAAAUCUUAUUUUUAUACAAA
This is a messenger RNA of Haliotis rufescens (red abalone), 17581 nucleotides long. Its product is annotated as integrin alpha-PS1-like. Lineage: Eukaryota; Metazoa; Mollusca; Gastropoda; Lepetellida; Haliotidae. Gene Ontology annotation, biological process: integrin-mediated signaling pathway; cell-cell adhesion; cell adhesion mediated by integrin. The transcript is spliced from 25 exons. Gene Ontology annotation, molecular function: integrin binding. Bases 21 to 3356 code for a protein of 1111 amino acids. The record is from RefSeq and is a predicted model, not a curated record. Gene Ontology annotation, cellular component: integrin complex; external side of plasma membrane.